AUGGCACCUCAGAUCUAUAACUUCACGCCGUGGCAGUCGCUGGUGGGCGGCGUGAUCAUCGGCAUCGCCGCGUCGCUGCACCUCCUCACCACGGGCCGCAUCAUGGGCGCGUCGGGCGUCGUCAACGAGUCAAGCGUCGCGUCGCUGCACCUCCUCACCACGGGCCGCAUCAUGGGCGCGUGGGGCGUCGUUCAUGGCAUCGUGAACGAGUCCCCGCAUUUCCUCACCACCGGCCGUGCCAUGGCCGCGUCGGGAGUCGUCAACGGCGUCAUCACCGGUGUGCCGGAUUGGGCUUGGCGCGCAGUGUUCCUCGCGUCGAUGACAGCCGUCGGAUCGUUCACGAUGCUCAUCAACAGCGGGCACGCGUUCGGGUCCAAUCCCCCGUCCGUGGGCGACGAUCCGGGCCUCGCGCUCAUUCUGCCCAUCGCCGCGGGGCUACUUUGCGGCUUCGGAUCGCAGUUAGGCAGCGGGUGCACGUCCGGCCACGGCGUGUGCGGCUUGCUGCGCUUCUCCCCGCGCAGCUGCCCACCUCCCUCCUCUCCCUCCCCUUUCCCCCCCUCCUCUUACCCCUCUCUCCCCAACCUCAAUCAGUUGGGCAGCGGGUGCACGUCCGGCCAUGGCGUGUGCGGCUUGCCGCGCUUCUCACUGCGCAGCGCCGUUGGAGUGGCCACCUUCAUGGCUACAGGCGCCGCUACAUCCAUGACCCUCGGGGCUAUCGCCACCGGCGCUACAGCCGCGAACCGCCCCCCCGGCGAGCCCAUCCCAGCCACCAACACGUGGCUGCUCGUGCUGGCGGUUUGUGCUACAGCCGUGGGAGCUAUUAUCGCGUACAGAUGCCCGUACUGUAACGAGUUUCUUGAUGGCGGAGCUGCUAGUGGUGCUAAUGGUGGGGCUGCUGGUGGGGCUGCUGGGGAGUCGGCAUCGCUUGCUAAACCGGCCUGCUCUAUUGGGGCGUGCUCCCUCUCCCCCUCUGCGCCCUCCGCCUCCUGCUGUUCUGCGCUGCUCCAUCCCGUCAACGUGCUCCGAGCGUCACUUGUAACGGGAGCCAUUUUCGGCAUCGGUCUCGCUCUUAGUGGCAUGUGCAACCCCUACAAGGUAAAGGACUUUUUGGACCCAGUGCACGGGUGGGACCCCAGUCUGGCCUUUGUAACGACUCUGACUCUCCCCAUCCCCCCUCAUUCUCCGUACAGGUGCAACCCCUACAAGGUAAAGGACUUUUUGGACCCAGUGCACGGGUGGGACCCCAGUCUCGCUUUUGUGAUGGGCGGCGCCGUGGUUGUCAACGUCGUCACCUUCCGCUUCAUCCUCGCCCGCCCCAACCCGCUCUUUGACACCAAGUUCUACGUGCCCUCGCGGAAUGACAUCACCUGGGAGCUGGUGGUUGGGUCGGCAAUCUUUGGCAUCGGUGAGUGA
Messenger RNA from Closterium sp. NIES-65, 1413 nucleotides. The record is from the annotation of a GenBank genome assembly. Lineage: Eukaryota; Viridiplantae; Streptophyta; Zygnematophyceae; Desmidiales; Closteriaceae.